CAACGUAAUAAUUUUGUACAGAGAUUUGUUCGAUACAGGAUAUUUUUUAUUCCCGUUUUUGAAGUUUCCCCUCGUUUUAUUUCUCGUUACAAUGUUAAAAUUGCAAAUAUCUAAUGAAAGUGAUCGAAAAGAAGCUCAGAACAGAGAGAGAAGGAGGCAGUGCGAACUCGAAAGAAGAUCCAGGAUUUUUAAUGCCAGAAAUAGGAAAAUUGGCGUAGAUGUCCCAUUCUUAGAGCGUCAGAUAGCGGAGAAACGAGUAGAACGUGAUGAACAGGAGCGACGGGAUCUUGCGUUCGCGCAGCAGAUGAUCAAAGACAGCAACCUCGCCGUCAUACUAGAGGCUAGAGAGAAAGAGGAGCGACGGCGAAUCGAUGUGGAAGUUAACCAGUUUCGACAAAAGUACCAGCGCCCGGAAGACCGACGAGAGUUUGAUUUGAACGAUCCUGAUAUUCUGAAGAAGCAGUUGCCGCCAAGAGCUUCCGAUGGCGAGCCGGUGGGCCUGUCCAGCGCUCAGAAGUUCGAGGGUGAGGAUUUGGCUUUAGAGGAACGUCUCAAAAUAAUGGCUGAGCAGAAAACUGCCUGGCUCGAGCAACAAGUUCAAGAGAGGAAAGCGGCUGAGGAAGAAAGAAAAAAGGCGGAAGCCGCCUACAUGAUGGCCAUUAAAGCCCGUGAUGAACGUGCUAGCGAAUUGAACAAGCUAGAACGAGAGUGCCGCUACAGACUGGGGCAAGCAAAUUUGCGCUACAACGAAGCUUUGGCAGCGGAAAAGAAGCAAUUGGAGCAGAUAAUGAAAGAGCAAGAAGAAGCGGAUAACACAGCCGAAAUGUACAACAAUCUCACAUCGGAUAUGCUAACGGAGAAUCCAGAUGUUGCCAAGAGCGCACUUGGUAAAAACAGAGCUAUCGGCUUUAUGUACAAAGGGAUGAAUCAGGAGGAGCUGAAGAAAUUCUAUGCGGCACAAAAGGAACAAAUGGCAGCGGCUAAGGCUAAAAGAGAUGCACAAGACAAAAUGGAGGCUGAAUGGCAAGCACUUGCCAAAUCUAUACAGAGAGAAGUUGCGCGCCAGGAUAUCGCCGAUCAAAGGACAAGGAGAGACAUCGCCCGUCAGCUCAUGGAGGAAAACCAGCUGCUAGCUCUCCAGCAGAAGGAGAAAGAGAAGUAUUACCGCGAAGUGGUGUACAGUAAUACCCCAACGGACGAAUACUACGCACAGUUCAACACGACUACCAGAUAAUGAAUCAUCGUAUAUGUAUAUUUUAGCAGUUGAUUUACUGUUUGUGAACAAAUUAAUUCUUGAUCACUACAAUGGCUCAUCUCAAGGGUGCAUUAACAUACUGACAAUUUAAAAACAAUAAUUUGACAUUUUGUUCAAAAAUAUUUCAGCUUUGACGAAAUUAAUUCAAUUUAAACAAUUCGAAAGAACUCUUUCAUUAAAAAUAGAUUUAACCAAAUUGGGUAAGGUUUUGACGAUAAUAUUGUGUAAUAAAAAGUACAGUCAUCUUGGAAUCGUCUAUGUCUGAAGUUGAUUAAAAUUAGCGCCAAAAAGAUUUUAGCGUAUAAUACAUAAAGUAAUAAAAUAUUUAGUGCUUUCAAUUUUUAAAGGCGAACAAUGUUACUCUUUGUGUGAAUUUCACUACAAUUUUUUUGUUCUAAUAUGAAUGACGUAUGUUAAAUGAUGAAUUUGAAUCAGAUAUGUAAUGAGAUAAUAAUCUGAAAAUAACGAGUGUUUUAUUAGAACAUUUAGAUAUUACCUCGUCUUGAUAUUUAAUUUAAUUUUAAUAAACCUGUUUAUUUCUUA
Messenger RNA from Galleria mellonella (greater wax moth), 1798 nucleotides. RefSeq names its product RIB43A-like with coiled-coils protein 2. The transcript is spliced from 9 exons. The record is from RefSeq and is a predicted model, not a curated record. Lineage: Eukaryota; Metazoa; Arthropoda; Insecta; Lepidoptera; Pyralidae. The coding region runs from base 92 to 1234 and encodes 380 amino acids.